Molecule: messenger RNA, 564 nt
Organism: Colletotrichum truncatum
Lineage: Eukaryota; Fungi; Ascomycota; Sordariomycetes; Glomerellales; Glomerellaceae
Source: RefSeq, a predicted model, not a curated record
AUGUCUCCUCUCAGCGCCCUCGUUAUCUCUGCUCCUAUGGUCGCAUUGGUCAUGGCUGCCGUUCUUCCUACUACAAUCACACAAGUCGAGCCUGUCUUUGCCACCAUAACUUCUCAUGCAAUGCCAAGUCCCUCCAUCAAGUGCGACCACAGAUGGUGCCAGAAUGGAAGCUCAAUGUGCCUCUACUGGGCUGGUGUCACCGGUUGGGAUCCUUUCCAGGGACCCAUUCCCGGCGAAACCCAUACUGUACUGGGCUCCUGUUCCUCGUCCACUGGCACUAUGGACUUAGUCCCGCGGGAGUUACAAGGAAACAAGGCGUUCAUCACUCCUGCCCCAACGUCCACCAUCAGCUGCAGCCACAAGUACUGCGACAACAGCAUCCAGUACUGUAUGUAUUGGGCUGGUGUUACAGGCUUCGAUAUCUCGCUCGGUCCCAUACCUGGCAUGACACGCACUUCACUGGGCUCUUGCGUAGUUCCAAUUGCAGUUGCGCCUUCGUUCACACCGUCAAACAACGCAAUGUCAACUUUGGCCACUCAGGCUGGGCAUCCAGAGCGCUACUGA